AUGGGAAGGGAACCUCAGACCACGAGCCCCGUCGCCACAGUGUACCAACCGUACCUCUCUGAAAACACCGUGAAGCUCUGCGCCGCCACGAUCGCUCUGUCCGUCCCCGGCGCCCGCUCUUUCUGCAAGGCUGUGGCGGGCGCUUCCUCUGACUCCGAACGAUGUGAACUACGUGGCAAAUACGGCCGCAGCAAUGAGUCAACGUCAUCCAGCAGCAGUGAGUCAACGUCAUCCAGCAGCAGUGAUGGGACGUCUUCCAGCAGCAGUGAGUCAACGUCAUCCAGUAGCAGUGAGUCAACGUCAUCCAGCAGCAGUGAUGGGACGUCUUCCAGCAGCAGUGAGUCAACCUCAUCCAGCAGCAGUGAGUCAUCGUCAUCCAGCAGCAGUGAUUGGACGUCUUCCAGCAGCAGUGAUUGGACGUCUUCCAGCAGCAGUGAUUGGACGUCUUCCAGCAACAGUGAUUGGACGUCUUCCAGCAGCAGUGAAUGGACGUCUUCCAGCAGCAGUGAUUGGACAUCAUUCAGCAGCAGAGCACUGACUUUGGAGGUCUCUAGCCUUGGCUGUACCCUGUUGGGGAAAUGCAGUAUCUUCCUCCUGGGCAGUAACCUGCUGCUGAGUAUAAUCCUGCUUGGCAAGAUUGUGGUCCUGGUGCUAUAG
This is a messenger RNA of Penaeus indicus, 657 nucleotides long. RefSeq lists its product as uncharacterized. Bases 1 to 657 code for a protein of 218 amino acids. The transcript has 4 exons. The record is from RefSeq and is a predicted model, not a curated record. NCBI's taxonomy places the organism in Eukaryota, Metazoa, Arthropoda, Malacostraca, Decapoda, Penaeidae.